Molecule: messenger RNA, 2135 nt
Organism: Papilio xuthus (Asian swallowtail)
Lineage: Eukaryota; Metazoa; Arthropoda; Insecta; Lepidoptera; Papilionidae
Exons: 14
Coding region: 94-2064 (656 amino acids)
Source: RefSeq, a predicted model, not a curated record
AUUUAAAAAGUUAUCAGUGCCCUGCUGACCUGCAGAGCGCGAGGCCGUCUUUAUCUCACAAGACAGUUGACAGUCGAUCUUCUGUUCGCAAACAUGCGCAUUUUGCUCAUCUGCGCUUUGUUUCAAUAUGCAUUCGCACAAGUUGGUUUUGGAACAUCCUAUUUAAGAAAUUCGCGUUUGUGUCACCAAUGGAACUGUAUAAACGAGAAGUUAGGUCUUACAGACACUUUACCUCCUAGAGAGCAGUUUACCAAUAUUCUAGACAAUCUAUUGCCUGCAGAAUGGCACGACGCAGGUCUAGAGGCACUAGACACGUGCUAUAGCAACCGGACAAGGAGGUACACGAACACGUGCCCCGGACAAGCACUAAUGCAUUGUGUUGUCGAUAAUCUUAUGGCGAAUUGUCCCGGUGACAAAUGGACCAAAGAAGAUGGGUGUAACCCGGUGUCCGCUUUAGCUGGAAGUAAAUAUAUGUUUUCUCAAAGUCGUUAUGUAAAUCUACAACAGAAUAUACAAAAAGAACGCCGUCCGAAAUGGUUCUUAGAGCAUUACUUCAGCACGAAAUGCUGCGAUUUACCGCAGCUGUUCAACUCCACAGUACUGACUGAAUGCGGCUUUGACACUUUCCUGCUCUACCACUUGCACGAUCCACAAAUUGACGCGCAUUUGCCAUCAGAACACAUCAGACCAUUAUCAUCGAAUCAUCUCCGUGCAUCUAUAUCUCACUUUAUCCCGGUACGAUCACAUAAGCCGGCAGACACAGCCACCACAGAUUUCGGUGGAAUAGAGGAAAAUGAAGCGGUCAAUGAUCCUCUUGACUGCUGUGAUAUGACAGACUUUAUACUACCGGAGUGGCGCGAGGAAUGUGCCUUCCAGUUGUCCUGGCACCGCCAUGACAGGCUGGUCAUCAAUGAGGCGCGGCAACCUGUCACCGACCCUCCUGUCAUCACAGAGACCAAUGAACCUAAAGUGACAGACGUCAAGAUUGUACCUCAUUCGUGCGAGAUAGAGACGUGUAUAUUCAGCAAGCUAGGUGUAGUAUCAUCAGGCGUGGUGGACACGCUCGCUCUCUCGCGGCUGUUAAACAACAUAACUGGAGAUGGUCACUGGGUGAGGGCGAAGGCGCGCGCGGACUCCCACUGUCUGACCAAACUAGCCACGUACGAAGCGGACUGUGAGAUCAAUAAAGUGCUCGCUUGUGUACUGGAUGUACUUACUGAGAAUUGUCCUGAUGCUAAAAAAGACGAUCCUUGCAAACAUUCAAACGGCUCACACAACAAUAUAACUUGUCAAAUCAGUUCAUCUAAAUUUAGACCGCGCAAGCGUCGUCAGUUAUGCAAUGUCCCUGAGUUUGUGGAUAUGAAGAUACUAAAGGAAUGUGGUGUGGAGACAGUAGUGCGUAUUGAACACGCGCCCGAGACUCCCGCACUCAAACGAGGCUGGACUGAAGGGGGAAAGUGCAAAGAAGAAACACCUUCAACGACUUGCAUAAUGCGUAAAAUGGACAUCUUGAACAAAUACAAUUUUAUAGAUUAUUUCAAGCUGAAGGAGCGCUUACGUAACUUCUGUCAAGGCGUGUGGUAUCCGAUGCGUAAUGCGUACAGCGCGGCGUACAAUGCGGCGCCGCUGUACGCGCAGCAUUGCAGCUCGCCGAACAAACUGCUCAAUGUACUUGAUACAAUGCUGGCUACAUGUCCCAUAUCGAAGAGAAGACGAGGAGAGAACUGCAUGAGAAUAUUCUCCGAGCUGACAACUUCCUUACCUGGAUAUCAUCAAGAAAUUAGCAACGCAACACUAGAAGAUUUACUGCGUCGAUUCCAACAUAUUUUCUUACCUGGACAAAUCCCUCAUAUAAGUCCAACUAAUACCAGAUUAGUAAAGUAUCCCAGAUAUUUAUUUAACUAUGGGUUUUUGGGUUCCCAAGAUGAGCCUGUAGUGAGAGUUAUAGAUGUUAAACCAACUCCUCCAGUGGAAAAGCCUUUGAUUCUUCUGCCUGUGUACCAAAGGAUGAAAGGAAGAUCUUACAAUAAUGAUGGGAUAUGGCGCGGAUCUCCGGUACAAUGAAUAUUAUAUAAUAAAUAAAUUUAACCGUGGGUUUUUAUUGCCUAAAUACAUCUCUAAAAAAAUAUUUACUC